CGCGGUGCGCGGAGCCGCGCGCAUCCCCCCCCCUCCCCCCCGGGAGAGCCGGCGGGGGAGGGGCGGCGGCGGCGGCGGCUCCCUCAGCAGCCGCCAUCGCUACCGGCUCCGGGACGGGACGGGCCUGCGCCACGGCCGGGCACGAUUCCUGCUGGAAACCCUGGAACAUAAAGAGUUGCUUUUGGCAGACAAUGCUAAGAGACACUAUGAAGUCCUGGAGCGACGGCCAGUCAGACCUUUACAGCAGUGAUCAGGAAGAGGAAGAAGAGAUGAUCUUUGGUGAAAAUGAAGAUGAUUUGGAAGAGAUGAUGGAUUUAAGUGACUUGCCUACCUCAUUGUUUGCCUGCAGCGUACAUGAAGCUGUGUUUGAGGCACAAGGGGAGAAGGAAAGAUUUGAAGCACUUUUCACAGUCUAUGACAACCAAGUUACAUUCCAGUUGUUUAAAAGCUUCAGACGAGUAAGAAUAAACUUCAGCAAUCCAGAGGCAGCAGCAAGAGCGCGGAUAGAACUACAUGAGACUGACUUCAAUGGAAAAAAGCUGAAGCUUUAUUUUGCACAGGUCCAGAUGUCCAGUGAAGUGGGAGACAAAUCCUAUCUCCUUCCACCACAACCUGUCAAACAGUUCCUGAUAUCACCACCUGCAUCUCCACCGGUUGGAUGGAAACAGAGUGAGGAUGCCACUCCUCUUAUAAACUAUGACUUGCUUUGUGCUGUUUCCAAAUUGGGGCCAGGGGAGAAAUAUGAACUUCAUGCAGGAACAGAGUCUACUCCUAGUGUAGUUGUCCAUGUUUGUGAAAGUGAAACAGAAGAUGAUGAUGACAUGAAAAAUCCCAAACAGAAAAUCGCGCAGACAAGGCGCCCAGAACCACCUCAGACAAUACUAAAUGAACCUAAAACAUUUGAUUGUACACCAGAGGUAGGGGGUAUCAUGCACCGUUAAGAUCUUGUGGUGAUAUAAGCAGUGUCUGUAAUGAGAUGCUAAAUUAAGAUGUGUAUUGAUGUCUGCAUUGCUGCAUUAUAUAUGGCAGUGGCAGAUUUUACUUGUAGGUAGUUCUCUCUCAUGUUAAAGAUUUUGGAUGCCAAUAUUUCAAACAGCACUUUAAUUUUAAGGACUAACUCCCCCAAAUGUAGCAAAAUCCAGUGAAUUUAAAAUAGUGACAAAAUAGGAGGUUUUUCAUGAUAUUGUGUAGCAUGGUGCACUAAAUGCUAAAACAAUAUCUUAAAGUAACCAUCUGUAUAUUAUUUUCAAAAUAGUUUGUUGUAUAGUAAUCAAACGUGGCUAUCUUUUGUAUGGGGUGCACUGAUAGAGAUUUUUGGGGCCGAUACCGAUAGCCGAUUUUUAUGGAGGCAUAUCGGCCAAUACCAAUCUGAUUUCCAAUAUGCAGCCCAGCAGCUUGAAGAGCUGUGUGUGGCUGGUACGUCUGUUGUGAUGGAAGGAGCGUGGGUGGGGGGUAGAUCAAGGACCCUGCAGUGAGGGAGGAGUGGGACGGGCUGGGAUACGUGCUGCCCAGCCGGGGCAGGGUGCAGGACGGAGCCACAGCUUGUCUGAGGGGGAGGAGUGUCUCCUUCCACUGCGUGCACCCCAGGAAGGCACAGGAGGCGCAUGCCCCUGAAUCGGGGUGGGGCGGGCUGCAGCUGCAGGCUGGAACUGGGGCAGCGCCAGCACCAGGCUCUUCCCAGCGGGGGCUGGGCCAGGCUGCACUUAGGGUGUGCAGCAGCAGCACUGGGAGGGGGAUAAUGGGGGGGGGGCUCUAGCCACCCUAAAAUUCGUUGUAGCCCCCCUCCCAGCACCACCACCUACCCCGAGUCCAGCCCCAGCCUGGAGCUGCAGCCCACCCCACCCUGCACAGAUCUGGGGGCACAUGCACCCCCCUAUGCCCCUGUGCACUCCCAGGGUGCACGCAGCAGCAGGAGCUUUCUCCCGCUCCAUGGCCCCUGGAUGGGCUGCGGCUCUCUCUUGCACCCCACCCUGCCCUGGCUGUGCAGCACCUGUCCCAGCCCCACUCCCUCCCUCACUGUGAGGGCCUUGAAUUGCCCCCCAUGCCCCUUCUCUCCCCCCUCCCCUUCCACUACAAUAGACAUACCAGCUGCACAUAACUCUUCAAGCUGCUGGACUGUGCUCUUCGCUGCCUACAUGCUGUGUUGCAGCUGCCUGCAUGCACGGGCAUUUAUUCGCCAAAUUAUCGGUCACAUCAGGCCGAUUUCCGAUGCAUUCAAUUUUCUUUAUAUCAGUGCCGAUCCGAUAUCGGACCAAUGUAUCGGUGCACCUCUACUUUUGUACUAGUACAACAGCUUCAACUAAUAUAUUGAGUAUAUAUAAGUGUAAUAUACAGUGUAUGCUGAAAUUCCUUUACAGGUAGUAGUCUGUUUUGGGAUGAAUGAGAGCAGACUGAUCCAUUUGUGAACCUGUUCCAUUUAUCUUUCUCAGAAAUGCCAAAUAUUUCUUAUUUAAAGGUACCUGUAUGAUUUGACACAAGGGGCACAUACCUGUGCAGAAUUAUAUGCAUUUAUGGUUCUGCUAGUUACUCCUAGAAAAACAAGAGGCAGAUGGGAACCACCGACCACUUAGGAGGUAGACUCCUGACAGCUUCUGCCUCCAAAGCUGCUGCUGCUGCUGUAGUAUGAUGUUACACUGAUUAGGAUUGUUUGCACUGACAGUUAAUUAAAACAGAAAAAAAUUGGAGUAGGUAGGGUGAAACGUGGUUUCGCGUAUUGAAUGUUUAAUCUCCAGUCUUUAAAAAUGUUAUAAUAUUCCCCCCCUAUUCUGGAGACUCUCUAAUCUAAUGAUCUCUGCAUUUACAUAUAGUGUACGGUUAAAUGGUGUUUGGGAAUAUGAGGUCCAAGGUGAGUUUUUACUUGAGGUUUUAAAGCUUGCUUCCUUUAUAUAUUUCUUUUAAAGACAGUCAGUUGCCAGGGUGGCUUAGCCAGUCCCCACCCUGUUUUUAUGCAGUUUAACCCAAAUUUACGUUUUUUAUUAAAACCAUGGUAUUUUUCAUGGCAUCCUGUAUGUAUGAUAACUCAUCUGUGACUUUGGAGAUAGGAUGCAUCUUUUAAAAUGGACACCUGUGGUUUAGUGAAUUUGUGUUAAGUAUUUCAUUAGGAGGAAAUAUGCCUCAGUAUAGUGGCACAUGCUCCUAUAGUUUAUGCUCUUUUAUAAACUACCUUUUUUAGUCUACACAGAUUCAUCUUUUUUGUAUUAAAAAAAGCUAAAUUGUUUGUGAACAAACUAAGCUACCUGGGUACCUAUUUGAUUUCUGUACAUAAAUCACUCUGAAAUUGGCCUUUCCCUGAUCAUUUAAUAUGUUUCUUUUUUUAACUCUGUAUAAAGUGCUUAUUGAACUCUGCAAAGUAUUUUGACUUGAUUGUCAGUGAAAAAAAAUUAAUGGUGAUGAAUUGGUGUUGGCGCAGUAGAUAAAAGCUUGGUAUUGUGCCAGCUAUUGAUCUUUUCUUGCCAUCAGCUUCAGGUUGCAAAAUGGGAUCCUGCAGGCAGGUCCUCAUUCUGGAGGCAGGAAUCACAGAUAUUAAAAAAGAAAAAAAAAAAGGAAAAAAAUCUUUCUUCUUGUGUCUUACCUGCAUAGGCAUACGUUUAUGUGACUAGCUGAUGAGCCAUUCAGAGUCUGACUUUUCUUUUCCACAGUGCCCUGUCCAGCCAUACAGUUUCAGUGUCAUCAGUUCAAUUUUUGUGCACUUUAAAAUGCCAGGAAUUCAUUGUGGACUUUGUCGUGUUACAUUUUUGUUCGUUGUUCAAUUUCUUCCCCAUUGUAAACAUUGAUAUAAGUAGGAUAAAGUGGAAAACCUUCAAAAAUGCAGUUUUAUAAAACAGACUAAUUCAGUCAUGUUGUUGUGAAUGUAUCUUGUAUAAAACGUAUGACAGUUUGUGUUUCAACAUAAAAGAUUCAUUGUGUAAAAAGUCAUAAAAUAAAAAUAAAGCCGUGCCAUUCA
Molecule: messenger RNA, 3943 nt
Organism: Alligator mississippiensis (American alligator)
Lineage: Eukaryota; Metazoa; Chordata; Crocodylia; Alligatoridae
Gene: RCAN3
Product: RCAN family member 3
Exons: 5
Coding region: 192-941 (249 amino acids)
Biological process (GO): calcium-mediated signaling
Cellular component (GO): cytoplasm; nucleus
Molecular function (GO): calcium-dependent protein serine/threonine phosphatase regulator activity; nucleic acid binding
Source: RefSeq, a predicted model, not a curated record